Melampsora larici-populina 98AG31 is the source of this 876-nucleotide messenger RNA. RefSeq lists its product as uncharacterized. Lineage: Eukaryota; Fungi; Basidiomycota; Pucciniomycetes; Pucciniales; Melampsoraceae. The record is from RefSeq and is a predicted model, not a curated record. The transcript has 2 exons. Bases 1 to 876 code for a protein of 291 amino acids.
AUGUCAACUGGUGGAACCACUAAUGCGGAUAACAAUGGCGACCCCAUCGAACAGCCGGGUACGGGAGAAGGAUCGGGGAUCACCAAUGGUGAAGAAGGGGACAACGAGUCCUCGGAAGUGGAAGAUGUCUCUGGAGAUUUCAAUUCAGCCUUGAAGAAAAGGAAGAAGAGAGCGUUGCAAGAUGGCUCACUAGCUCCUAGCUUCAAAAAGAAUAGCCGAAUCAAGGAUGAGAUGUGGUCUAAGACUGGUCUUUUCAGGUCGCGAUAUACGCGCGCACCUCAAAGAGUCGGAUUCCGAUCUCUAGGAAAGGACACCCGUAAGGGGGGCUGCUAUCAGCACCAACAUCUAUCUUUUCAUGAACCAGAAAUUCAAUAUGUUCAGUUCUGUACUGACUUAGUUCCUGGUUCUGCCUUCGGGUUCGCAUUUUUGUCAAUAGUUCCCUCCUCGGAAGUGAACAAUGGUACACCCCAACAGGGUGUGUCAAUCAUGGAUGAGUUGAACCACACGGUAGAAUUUGGCACUGCCGAAGAAGUUAGCGUAGCUCUGGCUAAGGUGGAGGCUGUACUGAAAUGCACAGUACAUCUGGAUAUUCCGGGUCCCCCUCCACCAGCAGUCGCUCAGGCGACUUCGAACAAAUCCAAUGAGGGUCUAGUGACAGAGUCCUUGAACAAGGCGCCACAAAUCUCUGCUCAGGUGGUGGAACACACACCCUUGGACUCCAAGUCCAAACGCAAGUCAUUGGAAGACAGCGAGGGUCCUCCAUCUUCUUCGGAUUCCUCGGAUGCUGAAGAGCCACGGAAGAAGCCGAAGAAACACUCCAGAUCUACCCACUCCUCAAUCAGCCACGGAGGAGGGAUAUCCACGGUAGAACUCUGA